GGCGGCGGCUCCGGGCCGAGCCAGACCCGGGACGAGGAGGGGCUGAGCCGCGGGGGAUCCUGGAAUCGGCGGGGAGGUGGGGAUUCUGGGAGGAAAACUCCAUUUCCUCCUUCCCCGUCGGCCUCUCCCCUCCACCCCGGCACCCCAAAUUUCGAUGUGUCGCCUCCCGGGCGUAGAGGGCCAGUGCUGAGGAGGCGGCGGCCGCCGCCGCGCGGCCAGGAACAUGCUGGGCAUGUACGUGCCGGACAGGUUCUCCCUGAAGUCGUCCCGCGUGCAGGACGGGAUGGGGCUCUACACGGCCCGCAGAGUGAGAAAGGGUGAAAAGUUUGGGCCAUUUGCUGGAGAGAAGAGAAUGCCUGAAGAUUUGGAUGAAAAUAUGGAUUACAGGCUGAUGUGGGAGGUUCGCGGGAGUAAGGGAGAGGUUCUAUACAUUUUGGAUGCUACUAACCCACGACACUCCAACUGGCUUCGCUUCGUUCAUGAGGCACCGUCUCAAGAGCAGAAGAACUUGGCUGCCAUUCAAGAAGGGGAAAAUAUUUUCUAUUUGGCAGUUGAAGAUAUAGAAACAGAUACAGAACUUCUGAUUGGCUACCUGGACAGUGACAUGGAAGCGGAUGAGGAAGAACAGCAAAUGAUGACCGUGAUUAAAGAAGGGGAGGUUGAAAAUUCUAAAGGACCAUCAACAGCUGGCAGAAAAGAUCUCCUUGACUGUAAAGACGACUGUGCCUGUCCCCAUUGUGAAUCAAGCUUUGCCAGUGAGGAAAUUCUCGCUGAGCAUCUUCAGACAUUGCACCAGAAGCCCACAGAGGAAAAAGAGUAUAAGUGCAAAAGCUGUGGGAAGAAGUUCCCAGUUAAGCAGGCUUUGCAAAGACAUGUUCUUCAUUGCACAGCGAAAAGCAGUCUGAAGGAUUCUUCGCGAAGUUUUCAGUGUUCAGUUUGCAAUUCUUCCUUCAGUUCAGCAUCGAGUUUUGAGCAGCACCAGGAGACGUGCCGGGGAGAUGCCAGGUUUGUGUGCAAGGCUGACAGCUGUGGGAAAAGGCUGAAGAGCAAAGAUGCCCUGAAAAGGCACCAGGAAAACGUCCACACUGGAGAUCCAAAGAAAAAGCUCAUAUGUUCAGUGUGCAAUAAAAAGUGUUCUUCAGCAUCAAGCCUACAGGAACAUAGAAAGACUCAUGAGAUAUUUGAUUGUCAAGAAUGUAGGAAGAAAUUUAUUUCAGCUAAUCAGCUAAAACGUCAUAUGAUCACUCACUCAGAAAAACGACCCUAUAAUUGCGAGAUUUGUAAUAAAUCUUUCAAGAGGCUUGAUCAAGUGGGUGCCCACAAAGUAAUACACAGUGAAGAUAAACCUUACAAAUGCAAGCUUUGUGGAAAGGGAUUUGCCCACAGAAAUGUUUACAAGAAUCAUAAGAAGACUCACUCUGAGGAGAGACCGUUCCAAUGUGAAGAAUGUAAAGCUUUGUUCCGGACUCCAUUUUCCUUGCAGAGACACCUGCUAAUACACAACAGCGAGAGAACUUUCAAGUGUCCUCAUUGUGAUGCCACCUUUAAAAGGAAGGAUACAUUAAAUGUGCACGUCCAGGUCGUCCAUGAGAGGCAUAAGAAAUACAGAUGCGAGCUGUGCAAUAAGGCAUUUGUUACACCUUCAGUGCUUAGAAGUCAUAAGAAAACACAUACAGGAGAAAAGGAAAAAGUCUGCCCGUAUUGUGGCCAGAAAUUUGCCAGCAGCGGGACGCUGAGAGUUCAUAUCCGGAGUCACACAGGUGAGCGUCCCUAUCAAUGCCCUUACUGUGAAAAAGGAUUUAGUAAAAAUGACGGACUGAAGAUGCAUAUUCGUACUCACACCAGGGAGAAGCCAUACAAGUGCUCAGAGUGCAGCAAAGCCUUCAGCCAGAAGCGAGGCCUGGAUGAACACAAGAGGACGCACACUGGAGAAAAGCCUUUCCAGUGCGAUGUUUGUGACUUGGCUUUUAGCCUCAAGAAAAUGCUGAUCCGACACAAGAUGACUCAUAAUCCCAAUCGUCCACUGGCAGAAUGCCAAUUUUGCCAUAAGAAGUUUACAAGGAAUGACUACCUCAAAGUGCACAUGGACAAUAUCCAUGGGGUAGCUGACAGCUAAUGGUAGCCGUAAAGGAAUUAAACCAUUCAGAAGGGCUCCUAAUAUGAAUCCCAGAUUUUCCUCACCUGAUCAACAUAACAGAGGUAGCCAAGAAUAACUUACUGGUCUCACAGUUCUUAUUUGCCUACUUUUAGGGUCUGUAUUUGUAAAAACAAAACAAAAAUCUUACUUUACCAAGAAAUGGUAUCUAUGAGGGGGAAAUUAACCCCUCUAUAACCUUGAAAAAUACUACUUAUACCCUGUCUUUUAAUAAUGGAGAAAGGGAGUCAUAGCUCUCCUGCUUGAACAUCUCUCUUUAAUGAUGUUUAUUAACACACUUCCACACUAGGCCUUUUUAUUUUACUGUUAUCCUUUGUGAGCAUGUGUCUGUGUGUUUCUGUGUGAGUGUGCACUUCUGAAUACUGGUAAAUGCAUCUGGUUCUUAAUUCAAGCAGAAAGAAAUCAAGACCUCCAACUAUUCCUUUGCACUAAGCAAAAAAGCAGGAGUUUUCAAAAUCUCAAGCACAAUAACAAGAUAAAUACUUGCUAUUUUAUAAAACAGGGUGAGAGUUUACUUUAUUUAAUAGCUUCAUACAACAAAUGGGUUUAAAAUGAGAUAUUUGAGAACUGAAACAUCUAUUAAAAGAUGCCUCAUUUUAGAGAAUGCUCAGGAAACAUUCUGUCUCCUCCUCCUCAAUUGCAGACAUUAAUGGUCUGGAAUACUUUUAUGAGCUCCACAUAAAAAUGACCAAAACAUUUAACUGUUCAUCAUGCUGGCCCUCCUGAGUUUGUGCUGGUUACCUGUCAAAGUUAACAAUAUGUAAAUAUAUAAAUAAAAACAAAAAUAGAACAGGGUCUCCGUCUUUGGUGAAUGACAGAGUGAUAGAACAACAGUGUGGCAUUUGCACAUUGGUGAUGAUGAACAUGGCCCUUUACCCUCUCAUUCCAUAAAAGUGCAUACAACGUGUUAGUGCACAUAUAAUGGGGUCCUCAGAGCAUUAACAUUACGUUUUGCAAAAGACAUUUUCCAGAAUCUUGGCAAUAGGUGAUUCUGAAACACUUUUGAAUUACCCUCAAUCAUCCCAUAUAAUUAGGAAUCCGGAAUAAAAAUACAAACCUGGCAAUUGUUAUGAUUGAAAUAGUCACUGAUGCUUAAAGGAAAAUUGAAGCAAGAAACAUAAUUUCUUCCUUUAGGUUUUAUUUCAGUAAAAUAGUUGACAGCAGCAUACAAUGAACAGCUUGUUUGGGGAGAUGAUAUGAUACAGUGUAAUAGUUAUGUCAAAAUAACCUAGAGGAAUCCAAAAGCCAGGAAAAAAUUAAAAUGAAGCCCAAAUUAUGAGCCUCUCUAAUUGGAACUCACUCAAAAGAGAAGCAGUAUAAUUGUAAGGAAGUUACUUGAUUCUAAUGAGUUAAGAAGAAAUGUUCUCUGAAAACAGUUCUUUGACCUCAAGACUCUCAUUUUAAAACAUAUUCAUGCUCAGUUUCACUUUUAAAAAGAAACAAAAAAUCACUAUUGGUAUUUAAGCUCUAAGUUGCAAACUCAUCAGAUAUAACUUUUAAAAUUAUAAAUCCUAGAAUUAUAAUUUAG
Lepus europaeus (European hare) is the source of this 3683-nucleotide messenger RNA. It is a transcript of the gene PRDM5, whose product is annotated as PR/SET domain 5. Gene Ontology annotation, molecular function: RNA polymerase II cis-regulatory region sequence-specific DNA binding; DNA-binding transcription activator activity, RNA polymerase II-specific; protein binding. The record is from RefSeq and is a predicted model, not a curated record. The coding region runs from base 224 to 2116 and encodes 630 amino acids. NCBI's taxonomy places the organism in Eukaryota, Metazoa, Chordata, Mammalia, Lagomorpha, Leporidae. Gene Ontology annotation, biological process: regulation of transcription by RNA polymerase II. The transcript is spliced from 16 exons. Gene Ontology annotation, cellular component: nucleus.